UAUGAAUUCCUCUAGAUUUAAGUUUUUUUUUUCGUAGUUUCAUGUUUGUUUAAUUUCGUAUUCUUAGUCGAUUCAAAUAUGCAACUGUUAUCCGCUUUCGUCCCUGGUUUAUCAGCUUCAUCUAUGGAGAUAUACAGAUCUGAGUUGUUAGAAGAUAAUUCAAAAGAAGAGAGUCGAGAUAUGAAUCAUUGUGGAAUCCAACAGAAAAACACCUUCGCAUCCACUUGUGAAGAGAUGAGGAACUCCGUUUCAGUUUCUGUAUCGUUUGACAAAUCGGAGCAUCAUAUGGUGUGUCCAAAACCUAGGCGGCUCAGCCUCUUCAACGACCCUGUUAAGCCUUUGAGAUGGCAGAUGUGCUAUCAACCAGAGCCAUAUGAAUCCAAAGAAAGCAUCGACAUAUUGGAAAUCAUCUUUGAAAAGGGUGGUGGAUAUGGUGGAUCCGAACCGUUUUUCAGUGGGUCACCACCAAGUAGAGUAUCUAACCCGUUAACACAAGACACCCGAUUCGGAUAUGGAGACAACAUUUGUAAGUCAUCAUCUGAAAAGAAAAUAGGAACUGUUGGGGGCAAUUUUGGUAAUAAACCAGCUGUCAGAAUUGAGGGGUUUGAAUAUGCCAGGAAUAAUUGCAGUAUCCCUGCUCGGGCUUAAUGCUUAAAUCAAACCCCUCACCCUCAAAUUCUUAUCAAAGUACAUAAGAAAUUAGCGAAUUGAUGAGAGGGAUUUUGAACAUUUUGAAGAGGAUGAAAAGAGGCAGAAGUGGUAUUUUUGUAAAUAAGUUUAAAGUAGGGGGUUUAUGUAAUAUGUAUGUAAGUAAAAUUAGGGUUAUUAACCGCAAAAAAAAAAUGUUAAAUUUUUUUGAAAACCCUUUUGGUGAUGAUUUGUAAGUAUAAAAGAUCUAGAGGGGGAAUUUUCUGAAGAGAAAUUUGUAGAAAGUGUAAUAUCGUUUUGUAGAAUUUUUGAGAUGUAUAUAUGUAUGUAUAUGUAUGGUAUCUAUCUAUGAUUCGAAGAAUGAGAUGGUAAUGUUUUGAUGUUUUACAAUUAAA
Molecule: messenger RNA, 1043 nt
Organism: Lactuca sativa (garden lettuce)
Lineage: Eukaryota; Viridiplantae; Streptophyta; Magnoliopsida; Asterales; Asteraceae
Source: RefSeq, a predicted model, not a curated record